AGCCUCUCUUGGGCUCCGUCUCCCAACUGCGACGCCGCCGCAGCCACCGGAGAACGACCGCCAUGGAGCUGAUCGCCGACGUGCCGCCCGCGCCGGCGCCACCCCGCCCCGCGCGUGGACGAGCCGCGUGCGCGGAGGAGAGACGGCGGCCGGCGGAGGUGUUGCCCGCCAGAUGGCGCCUCGCCUUGAGCGGCAUCACCUUGAGCGGCAUCACACUCACUCGUCGGAGGGUCGCGCAGAAGGCCCGCGGGGGCCAGGUGGCGCCCCAGCCGAUCGAAGCGGCUCCCGUGCUCGAAGAGGUCAGCGGUGUCAGCUCCAGCGCUGCCAUGGAGGAAUUUACCUAUGAGAGCAUGGUGGAGUACCUUGGUGGACAGGGCGUGGAUCUGAGCCAAGAAGGAAUCUGGUUGGGCAGGAUCAAGUGCCCCUGCUGCGGUGGUGGCCGGACGCAGGAACUCUCCUUCAGUGUGAAAAUGGACAGAAACCGCUUAUUUUGCAAGUGCUGGCGGGCGAACACGUGCGGAAGGAAGUUUAUGUUCACUGACCCUGCUUCGAGGACUUUAUGGGGCCCAGGUUCUCCCGCCGCGCGCGCCACGCCCGACCCAAUGCGCGUUCGCCAGACCUACCAUCAUGGUGCUUCAGGUGCAAAGAAGGGCAAGUUGGGUGAGAACCUGUGUGAUUUGACAGAAGAGCACGAGAAGUUCUUCGCCGACCGGAAGAUCAGUCGCCACACCUUGGACCGGAAUGGGGUCAAGUCGAAGAAGACGCAGUUUGGCACGGCCAUUGUUUUUCAAUACUUUGCUGAGGGACAGGUCGUCGCAGAGAAGAUGCGCGCGCUGCCGAAGACUUUUUGGUCAGUUCAGGAGCACAGAUGUCUUUACGGGGUGGACCACCUGAAGGACGCUCGGGAAGUGAUCCUCACCGAAGGCGAGAUCGACAAGUUGGCCAUGGAUGAAGCUGGCUUGAGGCACAGUGCCUCCUUGCAGGGCGGCGCCACGGGCGGCCUGGCCCUCGGCUUCGGCGCCUUGGCCGCGCUGCGCGCGGCGGAGCGCGUGGUGCUGGCGGUGGACGGCGACCCUGCGGGACAGGAGUGUGCCAAGAAGACCCUAAUCGCUCUGCAGAAGGAACUGAAGAGGGAAGACAGGUUCUAUUUGGUGCGAUGGCCAGAGGGAUGCAAGGACGCCAACGAUGUCUUAAUGACACACGGCCCGGAGAAGCUGAGGACAUUGGUGCAAGAGGCGGAAGCCUUUCGGCUGCGCCCAUGGGAGGACUUCAAGUUUCAUGAAAUCGUGGAGCACAUCAUCGAGCAGGGUCGUCAAGACCCUCAGGAAGUGGCUGCCAAAUUUCAAUACAACCUUCGAUGCCCCCGGUGUGGCUGUGAGCAGUUCACCUGCAUCUACCAUAGCCGGCGCCGCCACCAGAGCCAGCUCCUUCAAUGUCGUUGUCCCCAGUGUUGCGAGAAAGGCAUCCGUGUGAGAAAAGAUGCUGAUAGUUGGAAGGCACCUCCAGCCUCGCUGGAGACCCUGGAGCACCUGCACAAGCGCGUCACAGGUCAGCUGGCGCAUCGCCAGAUCUAUGGUGCUUCGACAGGCUGGAAGGCCUUCGACCAGAUUUGGCGGCCGUUGCCCGGCGAAGUCACUGUGGCCACUGGCAUACCAGGCCAUGGCAAGUCGGAGUUCCUCCUGUCCCUCGCAAUGAACAUGGCUCACUUGCAUGGUGAUCGUACCCUCGUCUUCGCGUUCGAGAGCAACUUCAAGAACUUGGCCAUUCAAUUGGACGUCAAGGCUCGUGCCACUUGUCCGUCGUUGGAAAAUGACGACGCGGACAAAGCGCUAGACUGGAUCGAGGAACACUUCAUCGUUCACAGCGAGCAUGAAGAGGCAUUGACCCUUGAUUCGAUCCUGCAGAUUGGUGAGGACGAGGUGAAGCAGGCCAACGAGGAACAAAAGCCCAUCCAGAUGAUGAUCAUCGACCCCUACAACUGGAUCGAACGUUCCCAGGAGGACCAGCAGGAGCCGGAAUUUGAGUACAUCGGCCGCUUGAUGAGUGAGCUGCGUUGCUUUGCGAAGGAGAAUGGCCUCCAUGUCAUCAUCGUGGCACACCCCACUAAGGCUGGACAGUGGAACGGCCGGAAGCCCUCGAUGUACGACAUCGCGGGCAGUGCGAACUGGUUCAACAAGACAGACAACGGCUUGAUGGUCUAUCGCCAGUUCGUGGAGGACGAUGAUGGUGAAAUGGUGCCGACCCAGCGGACAGAGAUCCAUGUGCAGAAGGUGCGCAAUCGAGACGCCGGGCGAUUGGGGCAAGUUGUGCUUUACUUUGAUCGAGAGCGUCGAAGUUACGAAGAGGUGGUGACCGAGCAGCAGGCGUCCUGCGACGACGACGACGUGCCAUCCCGACACCGGAGGUCGAUCCGCCAAGGACCAGGUCCAGACGUCCGACGCGGUAUGGCGGGCGAAGGAAGGCCACACGGUCUUCAUGCCGCACCACUGAGAUGAGCGUAGCGACAUAGGUGGCCACGGCUGAACGCUUUUGGGGCGAACAGCGCUCGAAAUGGCAGGGACAAGAAGCAACAAAGACGG
Messenger RNA from Durusdinium trenchii, 2579 nucleotides. Lineage: Eukaryota; Dinophyceae; Suessiales; Symbiodiniaceae. The record is from the annotation of a GenBank genome assembly.